AACUGAGGCCAUGCCAGGCACCGCCCCCAACCCUUUUGAUGCCGACACCCCCUUGGACCGUCCGUCCCCUGAGGGGGGUAAUCCAUUCCUGGAGGAGGAGGGGGAGGGGAAGCCGUUGGGGACGGACGCGAAGCGCAGAGGAACGCUGGAGAAGAUUGCUCACCUGUCACCGUUCUGGAAAGGAGGGAAGAGCCUUCUUGGGGUCCUCGGGGCCCCUGACAAGAGGUGGGGAAGACGUAAGUCAGAAGAUGUCAGCCUGUUGUCACUGGGGCGCAGAAAGGAGGGAGCAGAAGAGGAUGGCGGAGGUCCUGGGGGCGGAGUCAAACGUCUUUCCUUCCUGUGGCUCGGAGCCGGCGGAGGAGGAACCUCAGGAAACCGCUCCCAGAGAGAAUCAUUGGUGGAAGUGGUCCUGGAGAGGAAUGAAGGGGCCCGGGAGCCCGAGAAGGUCCGGGAGCCCCUCUCAGUUCUGGAGAUCCAUCACCUGGUCCAGCAGAGGGACCUGCGCUCCGCUGACCAGCACAUCAUGGAACUGGAGGCCGAGUGUGAUGGGGAGGUCGGCCCGGUGGGGGUGAAGAGUCCCGGCAGACAAGCCAAGGAUGUGGCCCUCCUAUACGAGGCCCUGAUGAAGGAAAUGUGGGCCGUGGUGGACGAGUCCCUGAACUGUAAAGGAAAACAUCAGAAACUUGAGGAAGUGAUCGGAGUCAUCCAGCAGGAGGAGGCUCGGGGGGGUCCUCCGGGCCCUAAGAACAUGAGGAGCCAAUGGGUGGAGGCGGUUGGGCGCAGUGUGGAAGGACGGCUGAAGAAGAACCUGGAGGGGAAGAUGGGCUCAUUGCCGUCCCAGGCCGACAGAGUGAAGAGGACGGUGGUGGAGGACAUGACGGGGGUUAGGAACUAUCUGGUGUGCGCCUAUCCCCGAGACUUCGAGGUGUUCCGGAUUUAUCUCUCGGCGUAUCACCGCUGUGUGGCAGAAUGGCUGAACACCGCCGCCCGGCGCAGCGCCGAGACCACCGACAUCUACUUCCUCCUCGACUUCAAUAGUAACAUCUACUGCCGAGACAUCUUGUCCCGGCAGGAAAUCUCUCCGCUGAUUAACCCCUCGGAGCUCGGCCCUCUGCUGCCCCGGGAGAUGCGGACUCUGCUGGAGCAGAAAUACAGCGACCUGGUCCAGAACCGGGUGUCACAGAGGCUGGAGGAGGAGCUGAGGGCGGAGCAAGAGCGCUGGAACCACGACUAA
Molecule: messenger RNA, 1234 nt
Organism: Nanorana parkeri
Lineage: Eukaryota; Metazoa; Chordata; Amphibia; Anura; Dicroglossidae
Product: exocyst complex component 3-like protein 4
Exons: 5
Biological process (GO): exocytosis; exocyst localization
Cellular component (GO): exocyst
Molecular function (GO): SNARE binding
Source: RefSeq, a predicted model, not a curated record